GGCGCGGCCACGGCGGGGGCGUGGCCACAGCGAGUUCCUUCCCGCCCUUACGCUCUGUCUCUCCCUCCCCCCCAUCUCGCGCGACGCCGCUGUCGCCGCUGUCGCCGCUGUCGCCGCUGUCGCGAUGUGGCGCAGCGCCGGCCUCGCUGGCGACGCGCAGAAGGCUGAGACCAAAGAGGAAUUCGUAAAAGUUAGGAGGAGGGAUUUGGAAAGGCUGACAACUGAAGUUAUGCAACUGCGGGAUUUCUUACCCAAAAUAGUAAAUGGAGAUAUCUUGGGGACAUUCCAGAAGCUGGAUGCUAUUGAAUCAAACCUGGAGAAGAAGGAGGAGGAAAUAGAGCAGCUGAGAAUGGAUUGUGAACACUUCCGAGCCCGUCUGGAAACAGCCCAGGCAGAUUGCAUGAGAGAGAAGAAGGAGAAGCUGGACCUGCGGCAGCAGCUGAACGAGGCCAAGCAGCAGCUCCUGCAGCAGGCAGAGUAUUGCACAGAGAUGGGAGCAGCAGUGUGCACCUUGCUCUGGGGGGUAUCCAGCAAUGAGGAGGCUGUGAAAUCCAUUCUAGGAGGAAGUAAAGCAGUAAAGUUUUUCACAAUCACUGCCCAGACCAUGGAGAGCUUUGUGAAGUCAUUAAGUGAAGACAUGAAACAGCAGGAUUUGGAUUCUGAGGAAAAUCAGUUUGUAUUAGCUUUGGCAGGGAUUGUAACAAAUGUGGCUGCGCUGGCGUGUGGCCGUGAGUUCCUGGUCAGUUCCAGUCGGGAACUGCUGGACACAAUGAUGCAUCUCCUGGGAGACAUGAAGCCAGGACUCUGUAACAAAUUUAAAGUGCUAAUGCUAAUGUCACUUUACAAUGUGAGUAUCAACAUGAAAGGCUUGAAGUACAUCAGUGAAAGUCCAGGUUUUAUUCCCCUGCUUUGGUGGCUGUUGAAUGACCCGGACAGCGAGGUGUGCCUGCACGCCCUGCGGCUGCUGCAGUCGGUGCUGCUGGAGCCGGAGGUGCUGGCCCGCUCGGGCGCCGAGGUGCGCCAGACGCUGCCCUUGCAGCGCAUCGUCGCCCUGGCCCGGAGCCGCAACGCAGAGCUGCAGGCCCUGGCCAAGGAGCUCCUCGAGGACCUGAAAAUAUUUGACUACGAAGCGUAGAAGAGCUCUGCCACACCAAAUGCUUACGUCUUUCCUGUAUUUCCUGCACGGGUUGUUGGAGAUGGGCUGAAAAAAAAAACUCUCUGCUUAAUUUCCUCUGACAAAAUCCUUUUUGGGAAUUUGAAUUAACCCAAGGAAAAUCAUACUUGGGAAAACCCAUUGGGUUUUAGAUGCUCAAAUAAAACCGUGGGUCAUCUGGUAGAGAUGAGGCAGGCUUAUAUUCUUUAAGCAGAAUUUUAUUGAUAAUGGGUUUCCAAAAUGGUCUGUGGUUGUUUUGUGUAUUUCCUGUCUGGGGUAAAAUAUUCUCAUUCCUUGAUAACAGUUCAUUGCAGUGGUAAAUAAUCCUUUUGGCCCAUCCUUAAGAAUUACUGUACUGUGAGGAAAACUCUGCUACCUUUCAUAACUCUUCUGUGUCAGAAUGCACCCCAAGUUCCAGUUUUAUUGUUGUUAUUUCUCACCUCUUUGUAUUGUAAUAAAAGAAAACUGAAUUUCUGUAGCAUGUAAUGGAUUCUGCUUUCAAAAUUUGUAUUCAGAUUCACUCUUAACUGGAAGUCAAGCUGGUCUUUGGCUGCCAGGCAUGUUAGAAAUUGGGCUAUUCU
Messenger RNA from Oenanthe melanoleuca, 1734 nucleotides. RefSeq names its product heat shock transcription factor 2 binding protein (gene HSF2BP). The record is from RefSeq and is a predicted model, not a curated record. Bases 125 to 1135 code for a protein of 336 amino acids. Lineage: Eukaryota; Metazoa; Chordata; Aves; Passeriformes; Muscicapidae. The transcript is spliced from 8 exons. Gene Ontology annotation, cellular component: cytosol.